Molecule: messenger RNA, 1861 nt
Organism: Neoarius graeffei (lesser salmon catfish)
Lineage: Eukaryota; Metazoa; Chordata; Actinopteri; Siluriformes; Ariidae
Gene: odad4
Product: outer dynein arm docking complex subunit 4
Exons: 12
Coding region: 227-1702 (491 amino acids)
Cellular component (GO): cytoplasm
Molecular function (GO): protein binding
Source: RefSeq, a predicted model, not a curated record
AAAGAAUUUUGCAUAUUUUAUUAAAUAAAGUAUGUCCAUCCAGCCAUUAUCUUAAUGCUAGUUAACAUCAAGCCACUACGUCAGCGCUUUUGUUCACUGGUUGCUUGGAUACCAGAGAUGUGACGUCACGUGACCUUCCUGCCUGCGCGAGGAACGGAUUCUGUUUAAUCGUGCUAGCGUGUUGCUAACAACACAACUUCAGAUUCAGUCACUAAAAAUUAGUAAAAUGUUGGACAACGAGGGAGAAGAAAGUCUAAAAAGCACGUUUUCCACCUUCAUGGCUGAAGGCGACCAGCUGUUUCAUAAAGGACAAUAUAGCAAAGCUAUUGAACGCUAUUCCACGGCUCUACAAUUACAGCCAGGCGACAGGAACUGUUUGGUUGCCAGAUCGAGAUGUUAUGUGAAAAUGGGGGAAGCGAUAAAUGCUCUGAAAGACGCAGAAGCUUCUCUCAAAAAUAAGAAAAAGUUCUUCAAGGGUUUAUAUCAGAAGGCAGAAGCUCUGUACGGCAUGGGGGAUUUUGAGUUUGCGCUCGUCUUCUACCACCGAGGCCACAAACUGCGACCAGAGCUGCAGGAGUUCAGACUGGGUAUACAGAAAGCUGAGGAAGCCAUCACCAACUCUGUGGGAAGUCCUUCAUCUGUAAAGCUGGAGAAUAAGCGUGAUCUGUCUUCUUUCCAUAAAGUAGAUGAGCAUAAAAAAGCUCAACCAAAGAAUUUUAUCCAUCCCCUGAAGAGGGACCGGAGUCCAUACCGCCAAAAGACACUCAGGAGUGAGAGAACAGCUAAACAGCUUCUGGGAGAGCUGUACACUGACAAACAAUACCUGGAAAAGCUACUCAAAGACGAAGAUCUAAUAAAAGGCAAGACUCGUUCUGGUGAGAAGCUACAGGAUGUAAUCAUGGACUGCAUCUCUUAUCUGGACACGCGCACUAAGUUUUGGCAGCAGCAGAAACCUAUAUAUGCCCAUGAGCGCGAUCGAAAGGCCCGAGAGCAGCAACGGAGUCGCGCACGGAACCGUCCUCCCUCUGACCCCACCUUCUACGUCCUCAAAAACCUGGAGGAUAUGGAUGCAGAACUGGCUGCAGGUAACACGGAGAGCAGCCUAAAGAAGGCCCAAGAGGUGCUGAAGAAGGUGCAAGGCUGGUCUGAAAAAGUUCUGCCCAAUAAGACAGAAGUGAUGGGAAAUCUAUACAGCUUCAUUGGUAAUGCACUGAUGGAUCUGGGAAACAUGGGCAAGGCCCUGGAGAACCACUUUAAAGAUCUGGAGCUGGCUCAGCAAAGUAAAUUGAUGGACAGUAAGUCAAGGGCUUUGGACAAUAUCGGCCGAGUGUAUGCACGCAUUGGCAAAUUUCACCAAGCGGUAAAAGUCUGGGAGGAAAAGAUCCCUUUGGUACAAGAUGAGCUGGAGAAGGCCUGGCUGUUCCAUGAAAUUGGCCACUGUUAUCUGGAAAUGAGGAGUCACACCAAGGCCAGAGACUAUGGCAUCCAAUCACUCAGUGCUGCAAAUAACAUCAGAGAUGAGAAAUGGCAGCUCAAUGCCAACGUACUAGUGGCGCAGGCUGAGUUGAAACUGGGUAACUAUGAGUCCAGUGUGUUAUACUUUGAGACAGCACUGGACCAGGCGAGAGCGCUACAGGACGACGAUGCCAGCGCUGCCAUCCAGAAGGCUCUUCAAGAGACAAGACAGCAAAUGCCCCAGUGAGAGCAGACUGAUGACUGAUUCGGUUCGUGUUUCCCCACUGGAGGAUGUUUCAGUGACCGAUGAAAACAAAUUAAAGAUCCAUGAAAAAACUAAUGAAUCAUAAUUACUGCUUGUACUCAUGGCUGCAUCCACUAGAAUAAACUUGUGUGGCAAAAUCAA